UUUUUUUUUUUUUUUUCUUUUUUUCGGAGCUGGGGACUGAACCUAGGGCCUUGUGCUUGUUAGGCAAGCACUCUACCACUGAACUAAAUCCCUAACCCCAAGACUCAGUAUUUCUUAAUGUGGCAAUGCAAUAAUUUAUUUCUCCUUGAAGGCAGUUGUUUGGAGUUGGGGGGGGGGGGCAUUGAGAUGGCUCUGUAGUUAAAGACAGGCCCUUGUCAUCAAACCUGAUGCUAGGAGUUUGAUCACAGAGAUCCAAAUAGUGUAAGGAGAAUUGUCCUCUAACCACCUUAUGUUAGUAAAUUAAUAUUCAACUUAAUUAUCAUUUUCCUGUAUCAGGUUAAUUCAUUCCUUAUAAAGUUUAUAGUUAUGUUCUAAGACCAGAACAUGAGUUUUUCUAAUACUCUAUAGUUUUCUUUUAUAAGUAAGGAUUUGUUAACAUGCUUACUCCCUGUUUUCUUUUAAAGAUAUUUAUGAUCAGGAUAGAUUAUCUAAAAUAUUAAAUGAAAGGGGGCACUGGAAAGUAACUUUGUUUCCAUAGUAAAAUGCUAGCAUAUUGGAAAAAUAAUAAGAUAUGAAGUGGAAAAUACACACAAGGUAGUUAGUUAUAUAAUAUGUUUGUCUCAGAUUUAUUGCACUUUCCUUAAUCCAUAGAAAAUGGCAACAUCUACCACAAAACCUCAAAACGUCAAUUGCCAACUGUGGUUGACCUGCACAUUCCUCUAAGAAGAACUUGUGAAGUGGUGAGGCAGAAGCAGUGGGCAGCACUCAGUCCUUAAGGCGCUGCACUAAAUGAAGACAUUGGGGAGGGCUUUUGUUCGCUUGGUUGGUUUUGGUUUUUCAAGAGAGUUUCUCAGUGUAACCCUUAGACUACAAGUCCUGGAAAACUUGCUUUGCAGAUCAGGCUACCUUGAACUCAGAUCUAUCUACCUUCCUCUGCCUCCCAAGUAAUGGGAUUAUAGGAAGGUUUCUUUUUAAAAAGAGAAGGCAUAAAUCAUGCUACUGACUAUUAAUUUGUAUUGCUUUUCUUUGAAAAGGUCAUUAUGCUAAGCCUAUAAAGUUGUCUGCUUUUAUAUAAUACUUACUUACUUGGUCACUUCAAGUUAUUAAAGGUAUUAAGUUAGACCAUAACUUAAAAUAAUUUAGCAUUUGGAUAACUGGUUUGGCGUAUUGUUGUCUUGGCAGUUAACUGAUUUCGCAGUGUGAUUCCAUAUUACAAGUUCUAUGGCAGUCAGUGCUGAAGAUUGUUUAUAAUCUUAUUUUAUAUUUUGUUUGUUUUGUUUUUCAUUGAAACAGGGUCUGGUUGUCCAAGGGCUCACUACAUAAACCAGGCUGGCCUUGAACUCAGUUCAUCUGCCUCUGCCUCCCAAGGACUAAGAUUAAAGGCAUUCACUACCAUGUCUGGAAGUUCUUAUUUUUAUCUUAAAUGGUUUCAAUUGGGAAUCUUCAUUGAGAUCAGAAGAUUCUAUAACUUACUGUAACUUUAAAAGAUGAAAAUGCUUGGCCAGAAGAGAUGAGUACUACUUCCACCCAGGCCUAGAAUUGCCUAUUGAGAUAGUCCUGAGCAGGCGACAUACGAAUGGCCCAAGGAAGCCACCAAAUUGAUUUUCAGGUUUUACAUGACCUGCGACAAAAGUUCCCUGAAGUGCCUGAAGUUGUUGUAUCCAGGUGCAUGUUACAGAACAAUAAUAACCUGGAUGCCUGCUGUGCUGUUCUCUCUCAGGAGAGUACAAGGUAUCUUUACGGUGAAGGAGACCUGAAUUUUUCAGAUGAGUCUGGAAUUUCUGGUCUACGCAAUCACAUGACUUCUCUCAACUUGGACUUGCAGUCACAGAAUGUUUACCACCAUGGAAGAGAAGGAAGUCGAGUGAACGGAAGUAGGACUUUAACACACAGUGUUAGCGAUGGACAGCUUCAAGGUGGGCAGUCCAAUAACGAACUGUUUCAGCAGGAGCCACAAACAGCACCAGCUCAAGUUCCUCAAGGCUUUAAUGUUUUUGGAAUGCCCAGUACAUCUGGUGCUUCUAAUUCAACACCACAUCUUGGAUUUCACCUAGGCAGCAAAGGGACAUCAAACCUCUCUCAACAAACUCCCAGGUUUAAUCCUAUUAUGGUAACUUUAGCCCCAAACAUACAGACUGGCCGAAGCACCCCUACGUCUUUGCACAUACAUGGUGUGCCUCCACCUGUACUCAACAGCCCACAGGGGAAUUCUAUCUACAUUAGGCCUUACAUCACAACUCCUAGUGGUGCAGCUCGACAGACACAGCAGCAUUCUGGCUGGGUAUCUCAGUUUAAUCCCGUGAACCCUCAGCAAGCCUAUCAGCCUUCACAGCCUGGACCUUGGACUACUUAUCCUGCAUCCAAUCCUUUGCCACAUACCUCAACCCAGCAGCCGAAUCAGCAGGGCCAUCAGACCUCUCAUGUCUACAUGCCUAUCAGUUCGCCAACUACUCCACAACCGCCAACAGUUCACUCGUCUGCUAGCUCUCAGUCUUCUGCCCAUAGCCAAUAUAACAUUCAGAAUAUUUCAACAGGACCUCGAAAAAACCAGAUAGAAAUCAAACUUGAACCCCCACAAAGAAACAGUUCUUCAAAAUUACGUUCUUCUGGACCUCGAACUGCCAGCACUUCCUCAUUGGUCAACAGCCAGACCUUAAAUAGAAAUCAGCCCACUGUUUACAUAGCUGCCAGUCCUCCAAGCACUGAUGAGAUGAUCUCCCGUAGUCAACCCAAGGUCUACAUCUCAGCCAAUGCCAGCACAGGAGAUGAGCAGGGCAUGCGGAAUCAGCCUACACUCUUCAUAUCCACGAACUCUGGGGCCUCUGCAGCCUCCAGGAACAUGUCUGGGCAAGUGAGCAUGGGUCCUGCCUUUAUCCACCACCACCCUCCCAAAAGCCGGGUGUUAGGUGGCAACUCCGCAGCCUCCCCUCGAGUGGUGGUGACGCAGCCCAACACAAAGUACACCUUCAAAAUCACAGUUUCUCCCAAUAAGCCCCCUGCCGUCUCCCCGGGGGUUGUCUCCCCCACCUUUGAACUUACAAAUCUUCUGAAUCACCCUGACCAUUAUGUAGAAACAGAGACUAUUCAGCACCUCACAGACCCUACUCUAGCACACGUGGAUAGAGUAAGCGAAGCACGGAAACUGAGUAUGGGAUCUGAUGAUGCUGCCUACACACAAGAAUCUACUACAAUCAAGUUUUCCCCCAGUGCAGUCACCCAGAAAACUACUGUCAAGGUCUUUGGUGAUGGCAUUGUUACAUCCUCAGUAGACAUCUUUGAGCCUUCCUCUCCCUUCUCUGGAGAUCAGCCACCUCUUGCCCACGAAGCACUGUGUUUCACAGUCCUCACUGUCUUGUGCUGUGCAUUCUCCCUCCUCUGUCUUGUGCUGUGCACUCUCCCCUCUGCUCACCUCUUUGCUCUCUACCUCUUUGCUCCUAGUGAGAUCAGAGUCUCCCAGCUCACACUUAAUAAAACUCUUAACCUCUUUCCUACCUGUUCUUUGAGUAUCUCAUUUGAUCUCUUGAUUUUUGUUACUUGUUUAGACAAAAUAGUUCUACAUAGUACAGCUCUACUCAAGACAAAAUCUUCUACCUUAGUCCCCAAGUGUGGGGUUAUGGGACUCUGCCGCCAUGCCCAGCUCUGGCCUUUGAUUUUACAUAACAUUCUAUAGACCUUAAUUGGUAAAUAACAUUCUAUAGAUCUUAAUUGGUAACUUUUAAGCCAUACUUCUUCCCUGAGUUCAAGGCACCUUGUCUGCACAGUACCCCGCAUUGGAAUAUCUCGUGGGUUUCUUAAAUUUACUGAGUCUUGAAGCAGCCUCUGACUUUCCCACCAGUUUAUUUUCCCUUAGUCAGUUACUGGCAAUUGAAUUUUCUAAGGAUUAGAAUAACCUUGGGAACAUCCUGGUCUCCUUUGUUUCACGUUCACAUCUGCCAACUCUCCUUCCAAGUCUGCCCAGAGUCCUGUCUUCCCAUCCACAUAGUCCCUGUCCUCAUAAAUGCCACCACCUCUCAGAUCAGUGUGUUAGCACCUGACCCUCACUGUUCAAAACUACUUCAGAUCCUGUCACUGUGCAGGUGCUAGCUGUCUAUUCACAGUAAAAGCUCUCAUGCCUGCCAUGCCUUCUCAUCCACUUUUUGGCUUUGUCUGUUUUUACGUUUAUUUAGAUUAUGAGUGGUUAGAGUAUGUGUGGUUGUAAGAGUGUUUAUGUUCACACACGCAUACUUGUGUGCUUGCAUAUGUGGGUAGGAAUGCAAGUACUUUAUUAGCAAUUGAGGGCAGAAGACUCACUCUAAGUUAGUUUUCUCCUCUGACCUUUACAUGGUUUGUGGGGAUCAAUCUCAUGUUAUCAAUUUAUAGGUGUCAAGUGCUUUAUUUAUCCACUGAACCAUCCUCCUGGCCCCACCUUAUCCUUUCAGCCAGUACCUCACUUGAUCCGUCCAGCCCCUCUUGUCUGAAGGUUACAGUAAACACAGAAGACAGCGUCCCUUGGUGUCUGUGUACUUACUACUGUCCUAUUUGGACUUGGCUGAGAACCCACUGAGCUGUAAGCUCCAUUCCUCUUCCCUCCUGAUGGAGACCACCGAGAGAGUACUGCUGAAAGUAGGGUGCUGUCCCCUUCUCCCCCAUAGCGGCUGCUGUCCUUGAGCUGACACUCCUCAUUAAGACUGUUGUCACAGGGGAAAGAAAGAUACAUAGUAUGUGUUAGAGAAGCCAGGGCUCAGCAGACAAGCACUCAGUCUCUCUUCUCUAAGCAACCUCUCUAAGAGUGAUUUAGAUGGCAAAGUAUCUUUGUUUAAAAACUUAAAUACGUAAGUUAUAUUUUAAUAAUACGAUUCCAGUGUCUUGUCUCCAGCCAUACUUGUGAUUUUGUCAUCCUGUUAAUACCAACAGAAGCAUUGAUUUUAUUGAGUGAUUGCCUUGACUUGAGCCUAAAAUAGAAAUUCAAGUUAAAAAACUUGAGAGUUGAAAAGUUGAUUGAGUUUUGUGUUUCUCGUUCCUUGUUGUUUCUCACCAGCACUUCCUUACAAGUCACAACACUCCUGUUGGAGAGUUAAUAAAAUUCUGGUUGUGAUACACAUUCAGUGUUUUUUUUUUUUUUCAAAAGGACAUACAAUUUAAAUUAUAGAGGUAAAAGACACUCAGGUGUGCAGCACUCUGUACCCACAGUUACCAGUCCACUUCCCCGCCCAGCGCCAUCAGACAGGAGCCGCAGAGGCUGCAGAUCUGGUAGUGGCUUCCUUCUGAGGCAUCGUGCUCCAUCUCUGGAGAGCUCGCCCAGCCCAGCAAGCUGUGUCUUGAAGCUGAUGCCUUGAUGGGUGUCGUCAGUGGAGGGUGUUGGUGGCGCACACCUUUAAUCCCAGAGCUCAGGAGGCAGAGGUAGAGGCUGGUGGACAUCUGUGAGUUAGAGAACAGCCUGGUCUAUACUGUGAGUUCCAGGAUAGUCAAAGCUACACAGAGAAACCAUGUUUCAAAAAAAACAAAAAGAUAAAAAAAACAGUACCUUAAAAGCAUGAAAGUGGUAUGCAAAUUAAAAGGUCUGACAAAAAAGAUACGGUAACUGUCUCCACCUCUAACCACUCAUCUGUUAAGUACAAUCGCUUAACAUUCUUUAUUCUUAGUCACUCAUGUAUACAUAAAACUACAUAUACACACACAAAGCACAUUUUAGUACAUGCUACAUACAUGUGAUUUCUGUAAAUAUAUGGUUGAAUCCUGACCCUCACAAGGCAUACAGACUUCCUCAUUCACUAGACAGUACAGUGUAACUGCUGUUUAUAUAAUGUUUAUGUGAUGUUAGAUAUCAUCACAGAUAAUCCAGAGAUGUGCUUAUGCAAAUAGUGACACUGUCUUCUUUUUCCGAGUCAGGACCUUUCUCUAUAAUGCCCAAAUAAGCUUUGACUUCAUGCUCUCCCUGCCUCAUAUGCAGUGUCAUUAGCAGAGUAGCUGGUGGGCUCUGUUCAGCACCAUCCCCACCCGAGAACCAGAUAGGAAGCGUUCAUCUCUGCUCCAUGACACAAGAAAUGCCAGCAGAUCAGUCUUGCUCCUGCCAUGGGGGAGGGAGGAGGGGUUGGAAUUGGGGGGUUCUUUUGGUAAAGCAGGUCCCGUAGCCACACCUACCUCUAAGGAAACUGCAGUUCUGCAUCCCACCAUGUGACUACCACAGGAAAUGUGUUCGCUUUGUAUGUGAAGCUUCCUAGACCUCUUGUACUAGUCCUUGUGCCCCAUUUAUGAGUAGAGAGCACUUUCAUAGUGUUCACAAGAGUGUUCUUCCUUCUCUCAAGUGAAUAAAUGAUUGGAAAGAAAAUACUUCCCUGUUCUGUCACAUAGAAAUGUACUAUGUAGAGGUUUCUUAACUUGUCAAUGAGGGAACAUGAGUGUCGUCCUCGGGCACCUUGUUUCUUAUCUUGUGAGCAUGCCCGGGUCUUCAUCUACUUCCUUGUUACUCGCAGGGCCUUUUACUGCGCUCACCAAUGUUUUAAUGCCCUACCUUUGUGCAUUCACAUUUGCCGGUCUUUUCCCUUCUACUUUCUGGCAUUUGUAUCAUAAUUAGAAAACCUUUCCCCUUCCACAAUUUGGAAAAGCAGACAACAGAAAUGUCCUGUGUUUCUCUUGGUUAUGGUGAUGAUACUCCUUGAAACCACAGUGAACUAGCUUUGUGACAUUCCAUCACAAACUCACAGACUGCUGUGCAUCUCCUUUUAAAGUAGAGAUCUAUGGGGUUGGGGAUUUAGCUCAGUGGUAGAUAGGCAAGCGCAAGGCCCUGGGUUCGGUCCCCAUCUCCGGGAAAAAAAAAAAAAUUAGAGAUCUAUCUAAGCUGUAAGCAGGCUCUGAAGUAAGCUUUAGAUGGUGAAGGUACCUCAUGGCUGUAAAACUGCAUGUAGAGCCUUAGUUAUGUACAAAUAAUGCCAACAAGCUAGUGCCUAGCAGUGGCCAUUACCAGUUGUGUUAAAAGUCUAGCUCAUGUCUUGUCAGUACUGAGUGUAAAUGAUGUGGAUAUCUCAGCUCCAGAGCUUCCUUCCGCAUCAUCUCAGUUUUCCUGCUGUGUCUGUUGUUCGAGUUACAGUCCCUGCUGCAAGAUCUGAUUUCAACUAGCCUUAAAACUGUCACAACAAAUGAAAACAGGAGGCUUUCAAAAGCUGCCAUCCUUGAAUCUUCUGUGACUCAGUCACCAAAUAAAUGUCUAGUAGUAAUACAGCAAUGUAUAAUUCUUGUCCAAUUUUUUUGAGUUCUGUGUCUUUCAUGUCCUUCCUUGGUGACUACGUUUAAACACGCAUUCUUUAUUUCUCUUUGUUAUUUUAAUUUAGAAACUGGGUAUUUCAUUUAGAUAGUGCACCUUGAUUCCUUUCAUUUGUAAUCCCUAAACACUUAGCAUGUUGGCAUUUAAGAAUGGCUCCUGUGUAGAUUUAAGCAUGGCCUGCAAAGGAAACACAGAAGUCAAGCUGGUUCAUUGGGCUUGGGGCCAUCCUUUCCCAGACCCUGGUGUGCUUCUCAGGUGUUUCUAGUGUUUAGUCUCACUUUGCUUUCAGCAGUCUCCAGCGUUCUCACCCACCCGACCACAGUUGUCUUGUGGUCUUCUCUGUGUGUGUACUCAGCUUUCUGUCGUGUCAUUACAGUCCGUUUUUAUUUCAGCAGCUGCCUGUUGUUUGUACAUUCUCCCACACUUUGAAAAUGUGUUUAUCUGAACUCUUUGAUGAUUUAGUUAGGUGAACAAAUUGUUCCAUUAUCUUCUAGAAUUAUACUUUCUUCAAUUUGGGGACAUUUUUAACCGGUACUCUUCAGAUCUUGACUUUUCGCCACACUGUGCCUGCCCCUAGAAUUCCUUUUUAAGUGAACAGGUAAACAACAUUUAGGAAGUGAUUCAGUCUGGAAAAUGCCAUGGAGCCAGUCUGUUUACCAUACGGUUACUGGGGAGCCCCGAGCAGUGUGGCAGUGCUACUGUAUACCUAGACCGUAUACCUGCUGACUGCAAGCCUGUACAGCGCAUCACUGUACGGCACUGGAUGCUUGAGGCAGUUGUGAGACAUUCUGAACAUGGAAGGACUAAAAACACUGUGGCUUGAGGCACUUUCUCACAUCAGCUCACUUUUUCUGGGUAGCAUCAUCCUGGGGUGUUUUUCCAACCCAGUGUCCUAACAGUCAAGGUCCCUGUCUCUGUGGGCUGACUCCCAGAGAGGUGCACCGACGUUGACAGCUUGAUGAGCUUUUCCCUGACAGCACAGCAUUUACCCUAGAGAUUUAUUGCUUUUUUUUAGAAAUCCUGCUAAAGUAAUUUCACAAAAUGUCAUCUGAGAACAAGAACAUAAAGUAUUUAUCUAAGUGACGUUUUUAAUGAGAAGUUUGAAUGUGCUUUGGUCAUUCUUGUUUGUUAACAAUCAAAAUCGUUUGUCAUUCCAUAUUUGUGUAUGAAGUGUCUGUAAAUUCAUCAUGUUAGAAUGUCUCGAGUAGCCUGUGACAUCACACUGGAGAGAAGAGUUUGUCCUUCCCUCCCAUGCGUCCGUCAGAUGUGAGCUACAGAAGAGCCAAUGAGUUAGGUCAGUCUAGUAAGCUGGAAGCUUUUAAAAAGUAGCAGACCACAGACACUGUCUUCAGCCAUAAUGUGGGUUUCAUUCAAACCAUUAAACCAUUCUUAGGUGUGCAAUAUUUGGUUAAAUAGUUAAAAGUUUCCAAGUCAAGAUCUUUGAAAAUUUAAGUGCAUCCCCGUAUUUUGUUUUAACGUAGCUCUGGGAUUCUUGGCAGAGGUCGCAGAAUUGCUUUUCUGCCUGAGAGUUAGCUGCUGGAGUGGGCUGGUCCUCAUGUGUGUGUCCAUGUUGCAGCUCUGCUGGUGCACCAGAAGGCCAGGAUGGAACGGCUUCAAAGAGAGCUCGAGAUGCA
This is a messenger RNA of Rattus norvegicus (Norway rat), 8874 nucleotides long. Lineage: Eukaryota; Metazoa; Chordata; Mammalia; Rodentia; Muridae. The record is from RefSeq and is a predicted model, not a curated record.